GUGGACUGAGAGGAAACUGCUGCUUCGUGUCGCGGUGGUGGUGUAAGAACUGCGUUUUUCCCUCGGCCACGGCACGGGCGACGUGUCAGAACACGGUACACGUACACGGUACAGUAGUAGUAGCGUAGAUAGUACUGCUGGCCAAACAAGGAAAUACGAGUGUCAGUGUGUAGCAUCCAAGUUAUUAGUUAAUCCGAUCCGUCCGUGUGUGAUCACUGGUGAGUGACGCGAGUGGAUACAUACAGCAACAGUGUGGAAUAGAGCUCCGUUCCUCCCGUGGAUCCUGGUGAGAGACCUUGGUGGACGUCGUCAGGGAUGGCGCUGCUGACGCUCCACCGAACCCCAUCUGUGUGCACCACGCCAGAUGAAGUCAUUCCAAGAAGAGGAAGACUUCAGAAGAGGGAAAGUUUCGCUCUGGUGAAAGGGGCGGUGCUUUUGCUGGAGGAUGGGGCAGGGACAGGGGAUGAGACUCCACCCACUGUGAGCAAGCACCGCCCCCCGGGGGCUGGCAAGGCAGUCAUUCAGCACCGACACCUCCAUGCCAUGGUGUCACUGCUGCGACCCGAAGACACCCUCAAACUGGCGGUGCGUUUGGAGUCGGUCAGUCCAGUCAGAGUGAGAUACUUACUGAUCGUUUCUACCACGUGCAAUAAGCACGAGAGCCUCUUGCUGGGAGUUGACUUCCCCAACGGAGACAGCGAUCAGUGUACCAUUGGUCUGGUCCUUUCCAUAUGGAGCGAUACACAGGUGUAUCUGGAUGGAGAUGGUGGGUUCAGUGUUACCUCAGCGGGUGAUACCAGGACUUUCAAACCAGUGUCCAUUCAAACCAUGUGGUCAGUACUGCAGGCGCUGCAUGGAUGCUGCGAACGUGCAGUAAAGGGUGCCCUGAUUCCUGGUUCUGGACUGAGCUGGGCUCGGAACUACGCUGCCCAGAUUGAGUCGGAUCAGCUCUGCAUCAACGAGUGGUGCGCCAUGACGGGGUUGGAGUCGGUCAGGAGGGACGAUGUGGGGCACAGUUCCUCGGAGAGAGCGACGGUGGAGAGGAGGAUCAAAGCGCAGCUUCGAGAGAUCAUGCGGAGUGAGGACCUUGAGAACAUCACGUCUAAACAGGUCAGGAGUGCCCUUGAGAAGAACAUCGGCAUGGACAUGAAGGACUACAAAGAGUUUAUUGACAAUGAGAUGAUGGUCACCAUGGCUCAGAUGGACAAGCCCUCCCGAAUAUUUGACUACCUGUACCUGGGCUCUGAAUGGAAUGCAGCCAACUUCGAAGAGCUACAGAAAAACAAUGUCGGCUACAUUUUGAACGUAACCCGGGAGAUAGAUAACUUCUUCCCUGAAUCCUUCACCUACAUGAAUAUCCGUGUGUACGACGUGGAAUCAACAGACCUGCUCUCUCACUGGAAUAACACGUACUCUUUCAUCAACAAAGCCAGGCAGAGCGGCCAGGGGGUGCUGGUCCACUGCAAGAUGGGCGUGAGUCGCUCGGCCUCCACCGUGGUGGCGUUCGUCAUGAAGCAGCAGCACUGGACGCUGGAAAGAGCCCUGGCCCACGUGCGCGAGAGACGGCCCAUCAUUCAGCCCAACGAGGGCUUCAUGAAGCAGCUGCACACGUACAGCGGCAUCCUCUCUGCGAGUCAGCAGCGUCACAGCACUCUCUGGAGGCGAAAGUCACGGGAGAUUAGGAAAAUGUCGUACCAGAGCAACGAGGAGGAGGCAAGUGACGAGGAGGAGUUGGAGGAGGGGGAGGAGGAGGAGGAAGAAGAAGAAGAAGAAGAAGAGAAUUAUGAUGAAGAGGAAGAAGGGGAGGUGUUCCACGAGCCCUGUCCUCCAGGGGACUCCCUCCCCCCAACACCUGGCCCCUCGCAGGAGUCUCCCUCGUCAACCCACCACAUUACUGUCCCAGACAGCGACAAGAUUCUCCAGAGCCCCAGUCGGAGUGGGAGAAUGAAUCUCUUCUCACUGAUGCAGUCGAUCUGUGAACAGGAUGAGGAGGACAGGAACACCGACAAAGAGACUGCUGCCGGUCAGUGGAGGUCACCAGGGGAGCGGAGGCGGAGCCAGGGAAGGAGGGGCCUUAUUCAUCAGAAGGCCCAUGUGGACCUGUCCCCUGAGCCACGCAGCCGUUCCAGAUGCGAAGGCGCGGUCAGUGAGAAGGCAGGUGCAGUCAGCCCCUCACCUUCCAACGAAAUGAGUGGAGCGGGAAAUGGGGGUGGGGGGGACGUGGGACGUGCAGCAGAGAAAUAGGUGGGGCCUCGGCGGAGCAGAGAAUUGGGAGGAGCCUUGAAGCGGGAGGGAAAAGCUACUCAGGAGAUUCAAAACAGGAGAGAAGAUUUUCCGCCACACGGAAAAGCGAAAUAGUUCCAGGAUGGUGACAGCAGUAGUUUUACAGCAAAAAUGGAGUGACAGCUACGGAUAAAACAUACCGGUAUACUAUCAGUGUGCAGUACCUCACUUAACUGCACAAGCACUGCUUUUUGGAUGGACUGGAUGCCCCUGUGUCCAAGCCCAUGUUCAUACUGUAUGUUACAGCGGUAAAAUACUCACUGCAGGUUCACUUUAUACACUGACAUUAGCAGCUCUCAGUACUACUAGUCCUUGACUUUCCACUCCAUGUGCUCCUUCUGCUUACUCGCUCCACUCCAGUGUUUACCACCUUAUGGAGAAAUCCAGAUGUUUUUACUGAGCUGUAUGGGCAAGAAAUGUUUUCAUAAAUAUUUGGACAUGCAUUUUAGGUUUGCUAAGUUAUUGUAUUACAUUUGUGUAUUAUUUUAGCAUUAUUCUGACAGAACAAUUUACACACACACCUUCACUGUCUCUCUGUUCCCUCUCUCCAUUCUAUGCAAUAUUUGAUUUUAAGCUGUAUUUUAUUCCAAGAAUGUGAAACAUGCAGGAAUUAGAUAGUAAUCAGGGCCAUGCAUUUUUAUUUCUCUCUUGGCAAAAAAUACAGGUUUCAACAGGACUCCUAGAGGUAGGAGAGUGUUGAUAUUUUUUUAUGAACAUGUGUUUUUCUGGGUAAUAGGACUUUUUGCUAAAGUGUGUACCCCAUUAUAACUGCACAUUGCACUAAGAAUAUGUACAAAUUGUACUAGAAGUAAAUCAAGAAUUCCAGUUUAGUCUUAGCCAUAAAGUAUUGGUACAAAUGUCAGGAGUAUUUUUUUUUUUUUUUUUUACAGCUUGGCUGUUUUAGUGCCUUAAGCCAAAAGAGUUAUGUUUUAAAAGAAUGUGGCCCUCCAUAUUGAGAUUUGAUCUUGAGAAAGUUGAGAGCUGGUAUUUUUUUCACCUGUUUUUGUCACUGUGCCUUGCUGGGAGUUUAUAAAUAGUUGGUAUGCUUGUGUGUGUGUAUAUGAAAAGUAUGCCUGUAUCUAAUGCAUGAAUGUGACCAAAUGUAUUAUACUGUAUGUAUUAUAUGCGUGCAUUUGCUUUAGAAGUAAUGUAGUGCAGUAUGUGUGCCUAACCCUCUGCAAACAGACUUAAGAGUUCAAGUUGACAUCAGUCAGAAUUGAACAAAAACCAAAGAUGAACACAGUAUACAGUGUAUUGUAGUGGGUUGUAUUGCAUCUGUUAUACAAAGCGCUGUUCUGAACUUUAUUCUACUGAAUGUCUAACACUGCUUGGUUCUCGAGUGUUGUUGCCAGUACCUAUAUCACUGAAUGUUUACAGCUGUAUAAAUGACUAUAUUAAAA
This is a messenger RNA of Scleropages formosus (Asian bonytongue), 3683 nucleotides long. Its product is annotated as protein phosphatase Slingshot homolog 3. NCBI's taxonomy places the organism in Eukaryota, Metazoa, Chordata, Actinopteri, Osteoglossiformes, Osteoglossidae. The transcript has 17 exons. Bases 316 to 2244 code for a protein of 642 amino acids. Gene Ontology annotation, molecular function: actin binding; phosphatase activity. Gene Ontology annotation, biological process: protein dephosphorylation; negative regulation of actin filament polymerization. The record is from RefSeq and is a predicted model, not a curated record.